Molecule: messenger RNA, 1976 nt
Organism: Phanerochaete carnosa HHB-10118-sp
Lineage: Eukaryota; Fungi; Basidiomycota; Agaricomycetes; Polyporales; Phanerochaetaceae
Exons: 7
Coding region: 304-1839 (511 amino acids)
Biological process (GO): response to hydrogen peroxide; hydrogen peroxide catabolic process
Cellular component (GO): peroxisome; cytoplasm; mitochondrion
Molecular function (GO): catalase activity; heme binding
Source: RefSeq, a predicted model, not a curated record
CGUUACCGCGGCUAUCCAGGACGAACACUCGACGUAGCCUGGGCGGUGAACCCCGUUUGUCAAGCUUCGCGGACCUGAAACUCGCGGAAGUAUUCUUGUCAGGAGCUACGAUUGCAGUUCUGCUGACAUAUGUGCACGUGCAACGCGAUCGACAAAUCUCUAGCUCACAGGACCUGCUGACCAUAUCCAGGGCUUCUCAUAGGCUCAAGCCUGAAGACAAUAUAAAGCUCAGCUCUAUCGCAGGAGCAUACUUCAGGAUCCCUUUCCUAACCCUCUUCACCCCGGACUCUCCUAUCUAGCAAGAUGCCGACCAAGCGCGCUCUGGAAGCUCAAGACAAAGCGGUCUACACGACCUCCAGCGGUGCCCCCGUUGCCGAACCCUACGCCGCUCAGCGCGUUGGCAACAACGGACCCCUCCUCCUUCAAGACUUCUCCUUGAUCGACUCCCUUGCGCACUUCGAUAGAGAGCGCAUCCCAGAGCGUGUUGUGCAUGCUAAGGGUGCAGGAUGCCACGGCUUCUUUGAGGUCACUCACGACAUUACCGACUUGUCAUGCGCUGCCCUCUUCAGCGAGGUCGGCAAGAAGACCCCUGUGACCAUGCGCUUCUCGACAGUCGGUGGAGAGCUUGGUUCUGCUGACUCUGCUCGUGACCCCCGAGGUUUCGCUAUCAAGCUGAAGACGGAGCAUGGAAACCUCGACUGGGUGUUCAACAACACUCCAAUUUUCUUCAUCCGCGACCCAGCGAAGUUCCCACACUUCAUCCACACUCAAAAGCGCGACCCGGAGACUCACCUCAAGGAUGCCGAUCCGUUCUGGGACUACUUCUCCCUGAACCCAGAGUCAAUUCACCAGGUCAUGAUCUUGUUCUCCGACCGCGGAACUCCUUACGGCUUCCAUCAUAUGCACGGCUACUCGGGACACACCUAUAAGUUCGUCAACGCUGAAGGCAAAUUCGUUUAUGUCCAAAUUCACGUCCGUAAGGAGGGCGGCUUCAAGACUAUCGACAACGCUACUGCGGGUAAGCUCGCGGGUGAAAACCCCGACUACGGUAUCGAGCUUCUCCACAACGACGUCGCCGCAGGCAAAUUCCCUGAGUGGAAGUUGUUCGUGCAAACCAUGACCCCUGAGCAGGCUGAGAAGUUCCGUUACAACAUUUGCGACCUGACCAAGGUCUGGCCGCACGCAGAGUUCCCCCUCCGCCCCUUCGGCAAGAUAGUGCUUAACAAGAACCCCGAGAACUACUUCGCCGAGGUGGAACAGGUGGCCUUCUCGCCCUCGCACACUGUCCCCGGUUUCGAGCCGUCCAACGACCCGGUUCUGCAGUCCCGUCUGUUCUCGUACCCUGACACCCAUCGUCACCGUCUCGGCACCAACUACCAGCAGCUGCCGGUCAACAGGCCUCUCGUCCCGAUCGCGAACUUCCAGCGCGACGGCCCGAUGGCGUUCGAGAACCAGGGCACGCGCCCGAACUACCAGAGCUCCCUUGUCCCGCUCACCUACAAGCCCAAGCCGUACGAACAGGUCAAGCACGAGACGUGGCUCGCCGCUGCGAAGACCGACCUCAGCUUCAUCACCGAGCUCGACUUCGAGCAGCCCCGCGCGCUCUGGCAGAAGGUCUUCGACAACACCCAGAAGGAGCACUUCGUCUCCAACGUUGCUGGACACUUUGGCAACGUCAAGAGCCCGGAGGUCAAGGCUAGGCAGCUCUCUGUCUUCGCUGCCGUCGACCAGGACCUCUCCGACCGCAUCGCCAAGGCCAUCGGUCACCCAUCGGUCAAGCCCUUGUCGGUCGCCCCCGCCGCGCAGGCCAUCCGCUUCCAGUACAACCAGAGUGCUUAAGAGAAGACUGGUCCCAAAUCUCAACUGUAUCACUAGAGUUGCUCGUGCCCUACUCUUGGGCGGGUUGACUGGCUCAUGUAGUCAUAUUGUUAAGUUCUGUACAAGCAUACACAAUCGAAAUCCUAAGUGUACAAUCU